Molecule: messenger RNA, 531 nt
Organism: Humulus lupulus (European hop)
Lineage: Eukaryota; Viridiplantae; Streptophyta; Magnoliopsida; Rosales; Cannabaceae
Exons: 2
Coding region: 1-531 (176 amino acids)
Source: RefSeq, a predicted model, not a curated record
AUGUCAUCUGGAGACGUGUUCGAGCAUUACAAGGUUGCCACUGCAUCUUCAGGCAAGAAGAAAGACAACAAGAGGACUCGGGGGGACAGCAGUAAAAUCGCCUCAAAGAAGGCCCGAACUGAGGACCCUCCAGCCACUGUCCCUUCAAAGGAGAACACGCCACCUCCAUCGCCACCCGAGCAGCCGGCCUCAACUCCUCCGGUCGACCAGCAUUCCACUCCUCCAACACCCGUCGACCAGCACCCUACUCCUCAGGUCCCUACCAGCCAAACACAACGUACACAGCCCGAAGGCUCCAUGUCCAGCAUCGUGAUCAGCUCAGCCAGGGAGAGGAUAUACAAGCUCUCCAAGCACAAACACAUUCAAGAGGCCGUUAACGAAACCAUUUCCAUGGAGACUGACCAAAUACUCAACCGAGGGCUGAAUGAGCUUGUUAGCGGAUUACUAACCGUGACCACUGGUUGGUGCCGUGCAGGUGCAAUGGUGUCCAAGAGUAAAAAUUUUGACACCAGGCUUGCUGAGGCUAAGUAA